AGAGUAAACUCAGACACACCUCUCUUUCUCACGACACGCCCCCCUUUUCUCCGCUCUUUUUAUCGGCAAUGCGUUGGGUGGAGUGAAAUAUUGAAAUUGAGCUGAGCAGCGCGUGUGCUCUCGGGCUAGCUAGCUCCGACCUCUCUCUUUCGUCUCUUUCUCUGUCGGCUUUUGCCGCCUGGGCUGGCGUGGGUGUGUAGGCGACCGCUGUGCUACCUAUAAUUUGCAAGAGGACUAGUGAAUGGAAAGAACUUCUGCCCCUGCUGCACAUCCAGCGGGAGAGGGAACCGAAGAUACGUUUUAUAUUACACCGGUCGCUGCUGCCCAGGGUUCCAGGGAGGUAGGUAGCUGAAGCAUCCGUGCUUGUUGCUCUGCGUUUGUCGUGUGUUGUCCAACUCGGUACUGGAAUACAGUAGUGUUAGCAAUAAUGCCCAGUACCACAUGUAGUAGCUGACCGUCGCUGUCUACCUGCUUACACAUAGUUGCCAUGCCCACAUAUGUAUACAAUACCACUACUCCUAACGGAAGGGGCAGCUCAAACAAUUGCAGCGUUCUAGGGUGAGUGCUCCCUUACUUUCAGUGAAAACCAAAUUAUUGUCCGGUGAAUGUGAUAUACGAUAAGCAGUCUUGUCGCCAUUCACUUUCUUUCUCCCAUCCUUUCUCUCUGCUCCCUCCCUUCAUCCCUCCUCUUCCCUGUCACUCAUUUCUCUCUCUCCGCUCUUCCCUAUUACUCUAUCCUCCCUCCCUCCUCUCACUCUGGCCCUCAUGCUGGUGGAGAAAGGAGCUAGAUACAAUGGCCCACAGUAGAGGUGAGGGAGGUGGAACUGGUGGAACUACACCAAAACCAAACCCAAACCCCUCGGCCUCUGCUGGACAGACUCCUAGUAACAUGGAUCUAGCACACGCAAACAGAACAACAGACCCCAUAGACCUGACACAGGAGGACAAUGCUCUGCAGAAGGCCCUGGCACUCAGUCUCCAGGAGAUGCAGCAGGGCUCCACCGGAGGACCUCAGAUCAGCCUCGAGGACCAGGAACUCAGCAGGGCUCUAGAGGCCAGUCUGGCAGAGAGGCAGGGGGCCCUCCAGCAGAUCGGACUCUCUCUCGCUGGCAUCUCUGUGGAUCCUCUCAACCCCCACGAGAGACAGCGACUCGGGCACAACCCUGUCGGCUUGAAGAACAUCGGCAACACUUGCUGGUUCAGUGCCGUCAUACAGUCUCUAUUCCAUAUCCCGGAGUUCCGUUCGGUGGUGCUCCAGUUCCAGCCGCCGGCACUGCCCUCCCCGGACCAGCCACACCACCACUGCCUCCUCUUCCUCGUGGAGCUGCGCAGACUGUUUGCUCUCCUCCUGGCUACCAGACGCAAUGAGCACUGCCAGGUGUUGUGUACGAUAUGUUGCUCGCUUGCUCUCUCCAGCCCUAACCCAGUGGUGAGACUGUUCACGGGCCACUGUCAGACCGAGGGACUGCUGGAGGGACAGACAUUCGUCAACGAAUCCGACUUUGGUGCCUUCCCCAUCCAGGUACAGGGCCACGCCCACCUUCACGACAGUCUGGAGGCAGCCUGCGUCAGCUCUGAUAUGGGACAGGAGACGUGGUUCACGGCCCUGCCUCCCAUUCUGGUGCUGGAGCUGUCCCGGUUCUCCUUCAACCAGAGCAGCUCCACGGCAGAGAAGCUGCACAGUCGACUCGCCUUCGACCAGACCCUCUCCAUGGACCGCUACCUCCACAGGAACAGGGAGAAGGUGCGACUCAGGAGGAGAGAGGUGGCCGCUCUCAAACACAAGUUGCUGGAGCUCAGGAGAAGACUGGCCAGGUUCACCUGCUACCAAGGGCACAGUGUGAGCAUCCAGCAGGUGUUGCAGAUGACACUGGACUUUGCCAGGGAGCAGAGCAGUGCUGUGAGGGAAGAAUCAGUUAGUGGGGAUGAAGAUGGGAGGGGGAGGGGAGGGGAGAGCCAGGUGGGGAUGGGGGAGAAGUACCCGCGGAUGUCCGUGGGGCCCGAGCCUCGCUACAUCUCUCCCGAGGAGAGAGCUACACUGGACCAGUGUCUCGGGAGAUGGAGAAAUGAGGUCGAUGAAGACAUUUCAGACCUGAGAGAGAGUGUGUCGACUACGGAGGACUCCCUGAGUGCUGUGUACAGCGACGAGGCCAUGAACACCGUCUCCUACCACCUCCACGCCGUCCUAGUCCACCAGGGCCAGGCCUCCGGCGGUCACUACUGGUCCUACGUCCGCAGACCUCCCUCUCUUGUCAUAGAGACACUGCCCCCCGCCGCCACACCGGGCAGCAGUAGUGUCGUCGACCAGCUCCAGGUUCCUGCUGCUGCUGCGAUGAUUCGUGGUGGGCCAGAGGUGGUGAUGAGUGGUAGUCCAGCCAUGUCGACCGAGUCUGGAGGAGGAGGGGAGGAGGGCGGGGCGAGAGGAGAUGCCGUGAAGGGUGGUGAGAAGCGGCAGGAGGGGCGAAGGGGCUCUGACCGGGAGAAGAGAGGAGGAGGAGGGUGGUUGAAGUUCAACGACGUGAGUGUUCACGAGGUUGGUUGGGAGGAGGUGGUGAAGGAGUCUUACGGAGGACACCACAACACCAGUGCCUACUGCCUCAUCUACCUCAGCCCCCUCCUCCACCACUCGUGGGCCAGCAGUGAUGAGGAGAAUGAGCUGGCAGGUGAUCUGAAAGAGAUAGUUGAGGAGGACAACGAGGCGUUCAGACAGGAGAAGGCCGACUAUGAUGCCAGAAAAGAGCAGCAAGAGAGACUACGAGAGGCUGGGGAAGGAGGAGCAGACAGCUGCCAGUCGCAGAGUUCUUUGGCUCCGGUCGGUGGUGCCACUUCAGACGAUGCCAGACCGGUCGGACCAAAACAUGACCGCAGCCCCGAGCAGAUGCAGGUGGACUCGCCACCGCUGCCACCGGUGGAUGCUGCCCUGACUACGGAGCUACAGCUACAGGUCCAGACCCAGUACCGUCACCACUCCCUCUACCAGAGACUGGAGGGACGAGAGGGAGGGGACUCAGAGGUCGAGGUUCAAAUGAGGCUCUCCCACAUCUGUUCCUACGUCAUCCUCUCGGAAUUGACCAAGAACGAGAUGGUCGCCCCAGCACUGCAAGUGUUCCUGCUGCAGGCGGUGGAGAUGGAGUGCGAGGGAGAGGAGCUGCGCCUGCUGGCCAAGAAGGAGAUCGUUUCGGUGCUCAUUAAACCCGGGGUCCAGCAUAUGAUGAAUGAGCUUCGUGGGUUACACCAACAACUGAAAAUCAUCACACAUCACUUCAUCUACGGAGUCCACUGUCUUGCUCAGAAAAAGCUGGAGAGUGCCCUGGUCCGAUCGGUGUAUGCCUACAAACUUAACUGGGAGCUGACUAGGCGAGCAGGUGACAGAGCUGGUCUCAAAUCAUUGAUACUCGGAGUUCUCAGAAGAAGAGCACUUAUGGAGGUGAGCCGGGGUGCCAUAGGUCUGUUUGACCAGGGCAACGUGCGGGCAGCGCUAGAGAUGGCCACCGAUUUCCUGGUCCCAACGCUCAAGUCAAUGUCGGAGCUGCGGUGUCAGGGGGACGACGGUGUGAUGGAGAGAUCCCCCGACCUGGAGCUGCCGCCGGUCCCGCCCACUCCCGCCCUCGACCCCUCCAGUCUCUCGUCAGACUACAACACUGUCCUCCAGCAACUCGGACAACUAGUCAAGUCCUAG
Geodia barretti is the source of this 3679-nucleotide messenger RNA. NCBI's taxonomy places the organism in Eukaryota, Metazoa, Porifera, Demospongiae, Tetractinellida, Geodiidae. The record is from the annotation of a GenBank genome assembly.